Messenger RNA from Meyerozyma guilliermondii ATCC 6260, 1659 nucleotides. RefSeq names its product tRNA (uracil) methyltransferase. Bases 1 to 1659 code for a protein of 552 amino acids. Gene Ontology annotation, biological process: tRNA methylation. NCBI's taxonomy places the organism in Eukaryota, Fungi, Ascomycota, Pichiomycetes, Serinales, Debaryomycetaceae. The record is from RefSeq and is a predicted model, not a curated record. Gene Ontology annotation, molecular function: tRNA (uridine) methyltransferase activity. The transcript has a single exon.
AUGGCUCGAAAGAACCACAAUAGAGGAGCCAACCAGCCCGAGUUGAGCACACUUCUUUCCACAGAAUCCAUCCUCGGGCCGUCAUGGGUGCCCGUCUAUAAGAAGGAUGUAGAUUUCUCAGCGGAACACUUCGAAGCAGCAAUGUCAAAUUUGAUCCGAGAGCCCAAUAUCAACUCCACGGUAAUAAUGAGAGCUGAUAUACUUCUGGACUCGUCUGUGAAUGAACCAGAUAAAAAGAUCAACAUAAGCAAAUUGGAAGAUAUUCCCAGAGCGCUGGACUCGGACGGGGAAGUGUUGCAUCGAGAUCUCCAAGAUGUCAAACUUCGAACUAUUCCUCUCGAAAAUGGACUUCUGCUCAAACCUCGAAUUGACAUAGUGAGACGUAUCAUACCACGAAACCCAUACAAGGACCAUAUUAUCAUCCAGACAUGCCUUGUACUUGCCAAUGACGAGUCAAAGACCAUUCUUGUUGUGUAUGUUCCUCACAUCAAAAACGUUGACGAAACACCAUUUUAUCUUCCCAAAGUCUACGGCAUUGGACUAUUGUACCACAAUUCAAGCGUCUCUAUCCACUAUCUUCCUUUUGACUACGAAAAUGUCGACACUAUCAAAAUGUUGAAACAGCUAGAUCCAUCUGAUCGAGAUGUGCGAAUUGCAUUGAGGCUCUUGAACACCAGUUGCAAACACUCCCAGGGAGCCAAAGAUGGGUAUGAAAAGAGAGUGAACCACGAUUUGGUUGUGCCCAAGAUAGCGUUCCAGAACCGCUAUAUCAGCUUGAAGAAAAAGUAUGCAGCAGAUUUGGUGAGCCGUUGGCAAGAGAGCACCAAUCCAACCAAGCAUGUUUUUGAAGACUUGGCUAUCGCAGCCUUUUUAAUUGAAUUCUGGCUCAAGCACUAUGGCGAAGACAAAACAAAGUUUCAGUUUCGAGACUUGGGAUGCGGAAAUGGUUUGCUAGUGUAUAUUCUCAUCAUGGAAGGAUACACGGGAAAGGGUAUCGAUGCUCGCAAGCGAAAAUCAUGGAAAAUAUACCCAGAAAAAGUGCAAGAGAAUCUAUUGGAACAAAUUAUCAUCCCUAACGUGCUACUCAGGCCACAUCCAGCUUACGCCGAAAUUGCACCAGGAAUGAUUGAUAAUGGCAGAUUAUUUCAAGUUCCUGAUCCUGCUACUCCAAAAAAUUCAGUUCCCCUUGUGAGCUAUUACACAGCUGGAAAUCUUCUCGCUUCGUCACUCGUGAGUACCACCGAAGAGUUUCCACCCAACACAUUCAUAAUUGGAAACCAUUCAGACGAAUUGACCUGCUGGAUUCCAUUAUUCAACUUUCCUUUCAUGGUUAUUCCGUGCUGCUCUCAUGCACUCAACGGAGCCAAGGUAAGGUUCAAUCCUCGAAAAGGUAGUAAGAACAACGCAACGUCUACGUAUGGCUCGCUAGUAGACCACGUUCAAGAUUUGGCUACUCUAAUGAAGUGGAAGGUGGAAAAAGAGAUGCUCCGGAUUCCUAGCACCCGCAAUGCUGCGAUUAUCGGAGUGACAAAAACCGAACCCGAGGAUCUCGAAAUGACAAACAAACGUAUAUAUGACCUAGUUGCUAUGGAAGGCGGAGCCGAAGGAUGGGUGGAAAACUCAAUGGCAUUGAUGAAAAAGCCACCCAGAGGCCAUUAA